This is a messenger RNA of Penicillium malachiteum, 1710 nucleotides long. Its product is annotated as Zn(II)2Cys6 transcription factor. Gene Ontology annotation, biological process: regulation of DNA-templated transcription. Lineage: Eukaryota; Fungi; Ascomycota; Eurotiomycetes; Eurotiales; Aspergillaceae. The coding region runs from base 1 to 1710 and encodes 569 amino acids. The record is from RefSeq and is a predicted model, not a curated record. Gene Ontology annotation, molecular function: DNA-binding transcription factor activity, RNA polymerase II-specific; zinc ion binding. The transcript has 2 exons.
AUGCAUGAUCCUCAGAAUAAAAAACAGUCUCGGAGCGUGAAGAGGGUCAAAUCGGGCUGUAGGACUUGCAAGAUCCGUCGUGUUAAAUGUGACGAAAGUAGACCAGCCUGCCGGCGCUGCGUUUCCACUGGAAGAGCCUGUGAUGGCUAUGGAAUUUGGGGAGGAGGUGGUAACCCAUACGGUCAACCACAGAGCAAUCGGGCUCUUUCAGUAUACUGUACCCCGGUUCCAUCCGGCAGCAUGACAGUCGAUGAGCAGAUGUAUUUCAACUGGUUUAUGGAGAAAACCACCAAGAAAUUCGCUGGUCUCUUCGCAUCUGACUUUUGGGAGACCCUUGUCUUGCAAGCCAGUGCACAAGAACCUGCUGUGCGCCAUGCGGUGGUCGCCUUGUCAGCAGCUCACAGAUUCGAUCGAAGCGACAGCCCAUGGGCUAUCCCUGCAACUUAUGGCUUCGAUGCGGAACAAUUCACGUUACAGCAAUAUAAUAAGGCCAUCCACUUCUUACGUUCAACGACGGGCUCCACAAAUCCAUACACUCUACGUGUGGCUCUAAUUACCUGUCUGGUCUUUGUGACGUUGGAAUUCCUGCGCGGGCAGUACAAAAUGGGCAGUGCACAUCUCCGCUAUGGAAUCAAAUUACUUUCCAAUAUUUCAUCGCCACAUCCUCGAUCCCUGAUGUCGCCGAGUAUACUAAGCCCCGCGGAGGAUUUUGCGCAUAAUGCCUUGAUUGACUCAUACUCACGUCUUACUGUCCAAUCAGCUCUGUUCGGUCAAGUACCAUCCAAUUUGUGCAUUAUUACAAGGGAUCCAAAAGAAAAUGCUAUCCCAUACACAUUUUCUGACGUGCUUGAUGCGCGACGAACACUGGAUGACCUCUUGAAUCGAGUCCAUUGUCUCAAAAGAUACUAUUAUGAUGUCUACUCAGAGGAGAGUCAAGAUGAACCUUCCAUGUUUGAGACGCAGAAACGUAUCCUAGCAGAUCUAUCUCUAUGGCGCAAAUCAUUCAAUGCCUCCUUACCUCUUCUUGAUUCUGGAGAAAGUAUCAGCCAAAAGUUCAGAGCUACACUACUAUCUGUAUACCAUGAAAUGGCAACAAUCAUGGCCUCUGUCUGUCUAUCAGACGAUGAAAUGAUCUUCGACUCAUAUACCGAAAACUUCAUCGCCAUUCUAAAAGGGUUUACCGACUUGUGGAAUUUAUGGGCAAGUGUUUCAGUGGCAGUGAAGGAAGUCAAGGAUAUAUUCAGUACUCCAGAGUCAGAUCUCGACUGCCAUGAGUUUACAGUGGAAUCUGGGUUCAUUCCACCUGUGUACUUCACAGCGCUUAAGUGUCGCAUUCCUCAGAUCAGACGACAGGCCGUUCGAAUUCUGAAGGCUGCACCACAUAGAGAAGGCGUAUGGAACGGCGCACUUCUUGCCCAAGUCUUGGAUGAGGUGAUCAGAAUUGAAGAAGAUGGAAUUGAGAGCAAAGAGGCUAGUAUUGACGUGCCCCUCUUUCCAUUUGUGCCAUCUGCCAAGGACUUCCCACCACCGAAUAUCAACGGUUCAUCGCGUCUCUCAGAUGUAGCGGUUAUUCUACCAGAUCGAGUGAAGGAGGAUACGGUCCUGAGCUACAAAAAGCUCCAAGCUGGAAAUUGGAGCUACUAUAAACACACAAUCAAACCAAACAGGGAGAAAGAUACAGAGUCAUAUUUUCAGCUCUUUCGGAAUUAA